This is a messenger RNA of Globicephala melas (long-finned pilot whale), 2762 nucleotides long. RefSeq names its product inter-alpha-trypsin inhibitor heavy chain 3 (gene ITIH3). Gene Ontology annotation, biological process: hyaluronan metabolic process. The record is from RefSeq and is a predicted model, not a curated record. Lineage: Eukaryota; Metazoa; Chordata; Mammalia; Artiodactyla; Delphinidae. Gene Ontology annotation, molecular function: serine-type endopeptidase inhibitor activity.
AUGGCGUCUGCUCGGUGGCCCUGCCUCAUCUUGGCUCUGCUCUCCGGUGUGGCGGUCUCUGGCUUCCCUAGAAGAUUAUGCCGGCUACUCGGGAAACGGAGCCUCCCGGAAGGGGUGGUCGAUGGCAUCGAAGUCUACGGCACCAAGGUCCACUGCAAGGUGACCUCCCGCUUCGCUCACAAUGUCGUCACCACCAGGGCCGUCAACCACGCAGACACUGCCAAGGAGGUUUCUUUCAAUGUGGAGCUGCCCAAGACAGCCUUCAUCACCAACUUCACCUUGACCAUUGAUGGUGUUACCUACCCUGGGAAUGUCAAAGAGAAGGAAGUUGCCAAGAAGCAGUAUGAAAAGGCCGUGUCCCAGGGCAAGACAGCUGGCUUGGUCAAGGCCUCUGGGAGGAAGCUGGAGAAAUUCACCGUCUCAGUCAAUGUGGCUGCAGGCAGCAAGGUCACCUUUGAGCUAACCUACGAGGAGCUGCUGAAGAGGCACAAGGGCAAGUACGAGAUGUACCUCAAGGUCCAGCCCAAGCAACUGGUCAAGCACUUUGAGAUCACAGCAGACAUCUUCGAGCCCCAGGGCAUCAGUACGCUGGAUGCUGAAGCCUCAUUCAUCACCAAUGACCUCUUGAGCAGCGCUCUCACCAAGUCCUUCUCAGGGAAAAAGGGCCACGUGUCCUUCAAGCCCAGCUUGGAUCAACAACGUUCAUGCCCAACCUGCACGGACUCCCUCCUCAAAGGAGAUUUUAUCAUCACCUAUGACGUGAACAGAGAGUCUCCAGCCAAUGUGCAGAUCGUCAAUGGCUACUUCGUGCACUUCUUUGCACCUCAAGGCCUUCCGGUGGUGCCCAAGAACGUGGUCUUCGUGAUUGACGUCAGUGGCUCCAUGCACGGUCGGAAAAUGGAGCAGACAAAGGAUGCCCUCCUCAAAAUUCUGGAGGAUGUGAAAGAGGAUGACUACCUGAAUUUCAUCCUGUUCAGUGGAGGUGUGACCACUUGGAAAGACACUUUAGUUCAAGCCACUCCUGAGAACAUCCAGGAGGCCAGGAAAUUUGUGAUGAAUAUUCGUGACCAAGGAAUGACCAACAUCAACGACGCGCUGCUGAAGGGCAUCAGUAUGCUGAACAAGGCCCGGGAGGAGUACAGAGUCCUGGAGAGGAGCACCUCCAUUGUCAUCAUGUUGACCGACGGGGACGCCAAUGUGGGUGAAAGCAGACCUGAAAAAAUCCAAGAGAAUGUGCGGAAUGCCAUUGGUGGCAAGUUCCCCUUAUAUAACCUGGGCUUUGGCAACAAUCUGAAUUAUAACUUCCUGGAGCGUAUGGCCCUGGAGAACCACGGGCUUGCCCGCCGCAUUUAUGAGGAUUCCGAUGCCAAUGUGCAGUUGCAGGGCUUCUAUGAGGAGGUGGCCAACCCGCUGCUGACAGAUGUGGAGGUGGAGUACCCUGAGAACGCCAUCCUGGACCUCACCCAGAGCAGUUACCAGCACUUCUACGACGGCUCUGAGAUUGUGGUGGCUGGGCGCCUUUCAGAUGAGGACAUGAACAGCUUUAAGGCGGACGUGAAGGGCCACGGGGCCAUCAACGACCUGACAUUCACUGAGGAGCUGGACAUGAAGGAGAUGGAGAAGGCCCUGAAGGAGCGGGACUACAUUUUUGGGAACUACAUUGAGCGGCUCUGGGCCUACCUCACUAUCGAGCAGCUGCUGGAGAAAUGCAAGAAUGCCCAUGGCGAGGAGAAGGAGAACCUCACAGCCCAGGCCUUGGACCUGUCCCUCAAGUACCACUUCGUGACUCCACUGACCUCCAUGGUGGUGACCAAGCCUGAGGACAACGAGAACAAGACAGCCAUUGCCGACAAGCCUGGGGAAGGUGGGCACGGAGGCCCCGUGAUCCCCUCCAUGGCUUACCUGACCAACUACCAGCCUCCCCAGACACCCUACUACGUGGAUGGGGACCCCCACUUCAUCAUCCAAGUUCCAGAGAAGGAUGAUGCCAUCUGCUUCAACAUUGACGAAGACCCAGGCACAGUGCUGCGCCUCAUUCAGGACCCUGUCACAGGCCUCACAGUUAACGGGCAGAUCAUUGGUGAGAAGAGAAGCAGCCUGGACUCCCAGACCAGAAAGACUUACUUUGGCAAGCUGGGCAUUGCCAAUGCUCAGAUGGACUUCCAGAUUGAGGUGACACCGGAGAGGAUCACCCUGUGGCAUGGGGCUGCACAGAGCACGUUCAGCUGGCUGGACACGGUCACGGUCACACAGGAUGGGUAUGACCUCCUCUUCUCUCCUAGACUGUCUGUGACGAUCGACAAGAAGAACAUGGUGGUCUCCUUUGGAGAUGGGCUUACUUUUGUGGUUGUCUUGCAUCAGGUGUGGAAGAAACAGCCCAUCCACCAUGACUUCCUGGGCUUCUAUGUGGUGGACAGUCAUCGGAUGUCAGCACAGACACAUGGGCUGCUGGGACAAUUCUUCCACCCCUUUGACUUUAAAGUGUCUGACGUCCACCCAGGCUCUGACCCCACAAAGCCAGAUGCCACAAUGGUGGUGAAGAACCAUCGGCUGACAGUUACCCGGGGCUCCCAGAAGGACUACAGGAAGGACGUCAGCGUUGGCACAAAAGUUGCCUGCUGGUUCGUCCACAACAAUGGGCAAGGGCUGAUUGAUGGCGUCCACAGCGACUACAUUGUCCCCAGCCUGUUCUGAGUGGACAUGCCAGCUCCUACUGAGGCGGCUGGCAGGGCUUGCAUGGCAUCUGGAACAGAGGCACAGAG